Molecule: messenger RNA, 517 nt
Organism: Phyllotreta striolata
Lineage: Eukaryota; Metazoa; Arthropoda; Insecta; Coleoptera; Chrysomelidae
Source: the annotation of a GenBank genome assembly
AAAAAGAAGAAUAUAACCUAAUACUGUCAAGUCGUUGUUCUGUCACCUCUGUCAAUUUCUUUCAGAAAUUGUUUUAUUCAAAAACAAUCAUGGGUAAGGUGAAGUGUUCAGAAUUAAGGACCAAGGACAAAAAGGAGCUAACGAAACAGCUCGAUGAAUUGAAAACGGAGUUAACUUCCCUCCGGGUAGCUAAAGUUACCGGUGGAGCUCCGUCUAAACUCUCAAAAAUCCGAGUUGUGCGAAAAGCAAUCGCUCGCGUGUACAUUGUUAUGCACCAGAAGCAAAAGGAAAAUUUGCGCAAACUGUACAAAGACAAGAAAUACAAGCCCUUAGAUCUACGACCCAAGAAGACCCGUGCUAUCCGUCGUGCCCUUACCACACACGAAUCGAGGAUCAAGACACCCAAGGAUAUCCGUAAGCGCUCUGCAUUCCCCCCAAGGAAAUUCGCAUUGAAAGCUUAGUUUGUAAUGAAUUAAUAAAUUGUUUAAUACAGUUCAGUGCUGAUUUAUUUCGAAUU